AUGCGCAAGGGAGCAGGCAUCGCAGCGCUCUCCCGCCACACAAACACCCAGAACUCCUACUCUUCCCUCUCAUCCACCCUCACCUCCUCCCAGCUCGCCUCCCUCCUAUCCUCCCUCGAGUCAUUUCGCACCCAGCUCGUCGCCUUUGCGUCCCAACACCGCGAUGAUAUCCGCAAGGACCCCGCAUUCCGGCACCAGUUCCAGAAGAUGUGCGCGGCUAUCGGAGUGGACCCCCUAGCCGUUGGCCCUGCGAAUGGGGGAGGCGGGAGCGCAGCCGGCAAAGGGUGGUGGACUGAAGUGCUAGGCAUCGGAGAGUGGGAGUAUGAGCUUGCUGUGCAAGUGGUAGACGUCUGUGUGUCUACGAGGACCAUAAAUGGAGGGAUCAUUGAGAUGUCAGACCUCAUACGCCGAAUCGAGCACCUUCGCUCAGGUGGUCUCUCGUCCCUCCCCUUGUCCGCCAGCAGCUACAAAGACUCCCCCGAGAACACGGGGCGUAUCACUUCCCAAGAUAUACUGCGCACUCUCAAGCUACUUCAUCCCUUACAAGCAGGAUAUACCCUACACCACCCAACGCCGUCUGCCACCUAUGUCCGCACCAUCCCACGGUCGCUAGACACCGAUCAAUCAACCUUGUUGGCCAUCGCAGCGACGACAGGCGGCAAGCUGGGUUGGGGCUUGGUCAAGACUCAGACCAGGUGGUCGGAUGUGCGGCUAGACGUGGCGCUGGAUGAUUGUGUCUUGAGAGAAGGGCUCGGGUGGGCAGACGAACAGGACGAAGGCGAAAGGGUGAUAUGGAUCAUAGCUGCGACAUCAUUCACUUUUGCUGGGCAAUAA
Messenger RNA from Cryptococcus amylolentus CBS 6039, 834 nucleotides. RefSeq lists its product as hypothetical. The transcript has a single exon. Gene Ontology annotation, cellular component: ESCRT II complex. Gene Ontology annotation, biological process: protein transport to vacuole involved in ubiquitin-dependent protein catabolic process via the multivesicular body sorting pathway. The coding region runs from base 1 to 834 and encodes 277 amino acids. Lineage: Eukaryota; Fungi; Basidiomycota; Tremellomycetes; Tremellales; Cryptococcaceae. The record is from RefSeq and is a predicted model, not a curated record.